Molecule: messenger RNA, 3506 nt
Organism: Hemiscyllium ocellatum (epaulette shark)
Lineage: Eukaryota; Metazoa; Chordata; Chondrichthyes; Orectolobiformes; Hemiscylliidae
Gene: dnajb5
Product: DnaJ heat shock protein family (Hsp40) member B5
Exons: 4
Coding region: 128-1183 (351 amino acids)
Biological process (GO): negative regulation of transcription by RNA polymerase II
Cellular component (GO): cytosol
Molecular function (GO): protein-folding chaperone binding
Source: RefSeq, a predicted model, not a curated record
GCGGCUGACAAGUUAGGUAGCACGGUAGCGUGGUUCUGGUUGACGUGUUGGCUUAAAGGGAGAAAACAAACAUUAUUUAACGAAAAAUCGCGACUGGCUGGUCAACGUUUCAGAUUAAAACAAAGUCAUGGGUAAAAAUUACUACACUAUCCUUGGUAUCAGCUCUGAAGCCAGUGACGAUGAAAUUAAGAAAGCUUACAGGAAGAUGGCCUUGAAGUUUCACCCAGAUAAAAACAAAGAGCCUAAUGCCGAGGAGAAAUUUAAAGAGGUGGCCGAGGCUUACGAAGUACUCAGUGACCCCAAGAAGAGAUCUGUUUAUGAUCAGUAUGGGGAAGAAGGUCUGAAGGCUGGAGGAACCUCCACAGGUGGCCCUGGCAAUACGUUCCACUACACUUUCCAUGGUGAUCCCCAUGCCACUUUUGCAUCCUUUUUUGGUGGUUCCAGUCCGUUUGAUAUUUUCUUCGGCGCUCCAGGACGCUCUAGAAUGACUACUGACUUUAUUCAUGACGACAUGGACAUUGAUGAUGAUGAUGACGACCAUGAUCCCUUCAAUGCAUUUAACCAUUUUGGUUUCAAUGGAAUGAAUGGAUUUCACCGGCGGCAUCCAAGCUCCCUCCAUACUCGGAGAAAAAUACAGGAUCCCCCUGUCAUUCAUGAACUUAGAGUAUCCCUUGAAGAAAUCUACCAUGGUUGUACUAAAAGAAUGAAGAUCACACGUAGACGGCUGAACCCAGAUGGCCGAACCACAAGGACCGAAGACAAGAUUCUGAAUGUUGUUAUUAAAAAAGGUUGGAAAGAGGGCACAAAAAUCACUUUUCCCCGGGAAGGUGAUGAAACAGCAAACAACAUCCCAGCUGAUAUUGUCUUUAUUCUGAAAGACAAACCUCAUCUCCAUUUCAAGAGAGAUGGAUCCAAUGUAGUUUAUGUCGUGAAAGUCACUCUUAGGGAAGCCUUGUGUGGCUGUACAGUUAAUAUUCCUACAAUUGAUGGCAGAGUGAUUCCCCUACCUUGCAAUGAUGUUAUCAAGCCUGGGACUGUGAAGAGGCUGAGAGGAGAGGGUUUACCGUUUCCUAAGACACCUACUCAACGCGGUGACUAUAUAGCAGAGUUUCAAAUAAAAUUUCCUGACAAAAUGUCUCAAACAACAAAAGAAAUCCUGAAGCAACAUCUUCCAAUUUCUUAGAACUCAAAUCAAAGCAAUAUUUAAUACAGUGCCAGAAGUUCGAAGAGGAGAACAAAAGGAUCAUCCAUUUUCUAAUAUAAUGUAAUCCAUUUUAAAGAAAAUUAUUUUAAGUCCGAGCAUUUCAGUUCUUUUGUAUGCUGAGCCUUGUAAUGAUAACAAUGGUAAGUGUGAAAAAGAACUGUUGAAUCUGUUUUAGUGGAAUAAUAAUCUUGAUGCAUACUGAAAUUCACCACUGUCAUGGUGGGUAUGCAGGUGUAGAUGUGGUAAACCUAUUUUAAAUAUGUUUGUAUUCGAAAACAUAUGGUGCAGUGCUACAUCUUUAAAGCUGGGUUUGUCAAUAUAGAGUAAUUAUGUAGAAACUGAAGUACCUGCAUAAUAAACUAGAGGUGGCAGUUUGAGAGAUGAGCUUUAAAUAUUAUUCUUCCAGAAAAACACUGAAUAAUUUUAAACUAGAUUAACUCUGGUUAGUAGUUUGGAAGCACAAGUCAUCACAGUGCCAUAAAAUGGUAGGGGCUUGUUGGAACCAUGGAAUAGCUGUAUGGGUUGAUAGAAGUCCACUGAAUCAAAAGUUUCAAGUCUUGUAAAGCUAUAAAAACUUGCAGCAGUAUUGAUUUAUAUUUUUUAACUUGUUCCACAAGGAGUUAAAUUAAGAGGUUAAGUCAGCAAUCAGAAUUACAUUUGGAUCUAUACAAUGAAAAUAGUGAAGGCAGAAGCAACCCUUGUACGUAGAGGAACUAUUGUUCCUUAAAAGCAAGCUUAUUUGAAACAAUGUAUAUUUGGCAUACCAUUAAUAGUGAGAAAAUGAAGUGGUUUUUAAACUAAUUGGUUAUGACAAUAAUAAACUGUGUGCACAAUUCAAGAUUUUACAUACUAAAAACUAGCAGUGUCUUGUAAAGUCAUCUGUAAGCAACAGAACAGGUAGCUUUGGAGGCUGAUAAUUUCUCAAUUUAGAACUGAACCAAGUUUCUUAAUGCUGAAAUUAUUUACAUUAAGGCAUUUUAAUAAAACUGGUAUACUCUUGACUUACCCUCUGAUCAAUUGCAAAAAAUUUCCGUUUAAUAUUUCUCACAUGUCAAAUGUUCAACUUUGUAUUUUCUUCUGUGAGUUCCUUUCUAUAAUGUCAUGAUUAAAUUUUCUACUUUCUGCUAACAGUCACUGCAGUCCUAAUAACUGAUUAAGUAUGAGUCAUUUUUGAUCUCCUUUUCUUUUCAAUAUUUGAAUUAUAUCACAUUUUAAAUUCAUCCAGUUUUCCCAACAUCACCACAAAUUUUAUGAUUAAAUUAGAUUUCAUAUUCACUUUCCAAUUACUGACCAUCUUCAUUAUUUUAUCAGUGUUUUUGUAAUAUUAUUGUACCAUGCUUUUCCUGCGCAGCCUAGCCAAACAAUUUAUUCUUGUUUGGCUCUCAGUAUGCUGAAACUCAUAUUCUAAUUCACAUCACUUUUUAAAAUAGGGCAUUGUGCUUUGUUUAUGCUAUUCUGAUGGUCAAAGUUGGUGCAGUUUCACAAUCUUAAACAAAGCUAUGUAAGCAUGCGAGAGCCAAGGGAGGGGGUUUGUUUUGGUGGUCUCUUAUGGACCCCUUCAAUUGAUAUUGAAAAAUUGCUGUGGGGAAGUGUUUGUGUUUGCACUCUAACUCUAGGGUUGCAUGUUUUUGCUGAGUAUAUCUGCUGCUAUGAAACUUUGCAUUAAAUGGAACAAUUAUUUUCAUUUAUAAUCUGGUAAAUUUAUCUCUUUAGGGGAUUACACAAACAUUUUCUAGUUUCAUCAAAAUACAAAAUUAUUAAGCAACAUUUCUGUUUACUAUCCCCCUGUCCUCCUUUAUCCUCAUUUGGUUAAACCACAUUUACUUCCUAAGGGAAAAUGCAAACUGCAUUGGCUAGAAGUUUUGCAAUGCUUCAUCCUUUUUUUUCCUGCAUUUUAUAUGUCUAAUCAAUUGUUUAAAUGUAAAACAUGGCAAUGCAAGUCUCUUUAAGUAUUCAUUUAAAAAAAUACUUAUAAAGAACGUGAGAGCAUUGCUAAUGCUGGAUAAGUUUUCUGAAUCUGCCUUUCUCACUUUACUUUGUGGAUGAGAAGUAGAGCUGACACUAGUUUUGGUUACAAAAUUCCAUUGUAUUGUACAAGUAGGAAAAUAAUGGAAGCAGUACAGGUACUGCUAGAAAAAAAAUGUGAAAUUCUUUUCCUGCAUAUUACUUUUUUUAAUUCUAAAAAGACUUUCAAAAGUAGAAAAAUCCACAAGGAUACUUUUUCAAACCUAUAAAUUGUUGACUGUUUCAAUACUUCCAUCUGUAUCUUAAUUCUUAAAGAAUAAACUGCAUUUUGACUGAA